This is a messenger RNA of Solea senegalensis (Senegalese sole), 2675 nucleotides long. It is a transcript of the gene adck1, whose product is annotated as aarF domain containing kinase 1. Bases 240 to 1796 code for a protein of 518 amino acids. NCBI's taxonomy places the organism in Eukaryota, Metazoa, Chordata, Actinopteri, Pleuronectiformes, Soleidae. Gene Ontology annotation, cellular component: mitochondrial inner membrane. Gene Ontology annotation, biological process: lipid homeostasis; mitochondrion organization. The record is from RefSeq and is a predicted model, not a curated record. The transcript has 12 exons.
GUCAAAACAAAACCGGCAAGUGAAAGGCACACAGGGCUGCGCGUGUGGAGACACUGUCUUGCUUUACAGAAGGGUUUUCCAUACAGCAGUCUUUCAUAAGGACGCAUCAGCAUGGAGGCGAGAGCUGGGGAUUGAAUCUACAACCUUCUGGUUUAAUGACUACCACUACCAAUACCACUGUCCCCAUUGUUAACCUACUUUGAGAGGAUUUGUUCCUCGCCCCCCCCACAGUGCCUCCGAUGGCUGGUCGGCUCCUUAAAGUCUCCUCACUCACUACAGCAGCGUUUGCCUCGUCUGGGUUUUAUCUGUACAACAGACGGCUGGACCUCAAUGACCUGAGUAUUGUCCGCUUUGGCCGAGCUGCAGCCACUACCGCGGCCAUCAGCUACGACUAUCUGACUGCUUUCAAACAUGUGGAACAUGGCACAGAGGAAUACCAGGCACUCAAGUCCAAGGUUCACCGGCGCUCGGCGAAGCGUCUUCUGGAUUUGUGCUGUGCCAAUCGUGGCACUUUCAUCAAGGUGGGUCAGCACCUGGGUGCUCUGGAAUACCUGCUGCCUGAGGAGUACACAUCCACGCUGAAGGUGCUUCACAGCCGAGCUCCACAGAGCAGCAUGGAGGAGAUCCAGGAGGUCCUCAGAGAAGACCUCGGCAAAGAGCUGUCCGAGUUAUUUGUCUCCUUUGAGGAGACGCCUCAGGGUACAGCCUCCUUAGCCCAGGUCCACAAGGCAGUGCUUCAUGAUGGGAGGACAGUGGCUGUCAAGGUCCAACACCCCAAAGUCCAGAGACAAAGCUCCAAGGACAUACUGGUGAUGGAGAUAUUGGUCAGGACAGUUCACUGGCUCUUCCCAGACUUUGCCUUCAUGUGGUUGGUGGAAGAGGCCAAGAAGAACAUGCCGCUGGAGCUGGACUUCCUUAAUGAGGGACGCAAUGCAGAGAAGGUGGCCAGCAUGUUGGCCCAUUACCCUUUCCUCAAGGUGCCCAUGAUCCACUGGGAUCUUUCUACAAAGAGGAUCCUGACCAUGGAGUUUGCUGAGGGCGGAGAGGUCAAUGACAGAGCCUACAUGAAGAAACACGACAUCAAUGUCAAUGAGAUCUCAGAGAAUCUGGGUAAGAUGUACAGUGAGAUGAUCUUCGUCCACGGCUUUGUGCAUUGUGACCCACACCCGGGAAACGUGUUGGUCCGAAAGUGUCCUCAGCACAAGAAGACAGAGAUUGUCCUGCUUGAUCACGGCCUGUAUCAGAUCCUGCAGCCAGACUUCAGGCUGGACUACUGUCAACUGUGGCAGGCUCUUAUCAAUGGUGACAUGCCCAAGGUGGAGCGUUACAGCCGCAGACUGGGAGCUGGAGAUCUGUAUCCUCUGUUUGCCUGUGUGCUCACUGCUCGCUCCUGGACUGCAGUCAACACUGGUAUCAGUGCUGUGCCCGUCACCCAGUCUGAGGACGUUGAGAUACGGACCAACGCCGCUCUGUACCUGCCUCAGAUCAGUGAGCUGUUGAAUCGAGUUCCCCGUCAGAUGCUGCUGCUGCUGAAGACCAACGACUUGCUGAGGGGCAUUGAGACCACUUUAGGGACCAGAGCCGCGUCCUCGUCCUUCAUCAACAUGUCCCGCUGCUGCAUACGUGCCUUGGCCAGGCACAAGAGGAGUAAGGCUCGGUCCAGGAGGAAGCGUCUGCAGAUAAAGCUGUCGGAAUCUCUCCGGCUGUGGAGACUCUCUCUGUUUGAACUGUUUCUGUGGGUGAAGGAUUCAGUGCUCGUACACUGGCUCGCUGCUCUGCUGCCAUUUGGUCACUGAGACACGCGUCGCCCUGGAACGUCUGGAACAGUGGGGCCACAACUGUUGAAACUGCAUGUUUCAAACGGUAACACUUUUUAACACGUACAGAAGAAAAAAACACGCACACACAGAUAUGUUCUCGUCAAGGUUUCAGUUUGGAACGCUGUGGAUCAAUACAAAGGCAAGAGGUAACUGAUAACUUAAUAGCCCUCACGAUCACUUUUAUUUUCUCAUGAUGGUGCCAUGUUUGUAUUUUCUUUUUUUGUUUUAAUUCAGGAACAUUAUUGUCAGGUAAUAUUUCUCAUCUUGUAUUUAAAGGUCCAGUUUUUAAGAAUCAGUGACAUCUAAUGAUGAGAUUGAAGAUUUUAACCAAAGGAGGACUCCUCUGCUCCGCCCCUCCUACAGUUCCCAUGCAAGUCAGGGAACUACGGUGGCCUUUACAUGCCAGAAAAGAUUGUAGUAUGUAGUAAAAUUCUGCUUCAAAAAGUCAAAUACGAUACCAGGUUUUCUAAACUGUAGCCAGUCGAUUGUGAUCUUGAGAUUGUCAUAUGUUUUAUGUGCAACCUUUUAAUCAUGGUUCAUGCACAAAUUGAACAUAAUGUCGUAAGGUAAAGACAGAGAUGCAAUCAUGGAGAUUGUGACAUAGGGACAUUAUCAACAGAGCAGAUCAGUUAUUCAAGGGAUAGCUCAGGUUUGUGCGCUUGUAUGUGGCAUCAACACAUUAAUAUUAUCACCACUGACUAUGCAGAGUGCGCUGCUGCACAUGCCUCGGUGUGUGUUUUCACUCUCCUGCACCAAAGUCCACACAGAACAUUAGUAUUUGUAGCAUGCGGGGACACAGAAGCUCUUGGUCCACUGCUGCCGCCUUUUAGGUGAAUUUGUGUCACUUGGGUAAAA